AUGAGAGUCAUUAUAGUUGGAGCAGGCAUCGCGGGCCUUUCGCUUGCCAUUGCCCUCGGCCAGUCUGGCCACCAAGUCACAAUCCUCGAUGCUGCUCCUCAGCUUGCCGAGCUGGGUGCGGGCGUCCAGAUGACACCACAAGCAAUCAGAUAUCUCUUCAGGUGGGGCCUCAAGGAUGACUUGAUGUCGGAGUCAAUUAUCCCGGAGAACUUGCAUGUUCGGGAUGGGCACAGCGGCGACCUACUAGGAAGUAUCCGGAUCAAGAAUAUGGAAGCUCAGUAUGGCGCCCCGUAUAUUGUCGUUCAUCGGGCCGUCUUACAUGCCAUAUUGCAUCGACAUGCCAUCCGAACUGGGUCGCAAGUGCUGCUGGACAGUGACGUUGUCGAGUAUGACCUUGCCAACGGAGCUGUCCGGCUCCGGAACGGCAAACGGCUGACGGCGGACCUAGUCGUCGCUUCCGAUGGUAUCAGUUCUCUCGCCCGAUCCAAGCUCUUGGGCUCCAGGGACCCUGGAAGCCAGCCUACUGGAUGGGCUGCUUUUCGUAUGACGGCCGAGGUCUCCAAACUCAGGGCGGACCCAGCACUCGCGAGUCUAAUAGACCUUCAGUCUCGCAGCUCCAACUGGUGGAUUGCUCCGCAACUAUCAUGCAUGACGUACUUGAUCAAAGAUGCCACUUUGCUCAACAUCGUUCUUUCUCACCGAGACGAUAUCAACACCAAAGAAUUCACCUCGAGUGAACUCCAUGAUACGGUCCGAACUCUGUUCAGAGGCUUUGAGCCCCGAGUUCAGCAUAUUCUAGACCUUUCGCGGCCACAAAUUGCCAACUACCCUGUGCAUGCCGUGCCGCCGUUGCCCUCCUGGGCUCACGAGUCCGGUCGAUUCGUUCUGAUAGGCGACGCUGCUCAUGCAAUGGCCUUUUACAUGUCCAUGGGCGUUAGCAUCGCCGUCGAAGAUGCAGCUGCACUUGUGGCAGUGCUAGACUUGGCUUGUCCUCCUGAUACCGACCCAAGUUUCUCCCAUGAACGAAGCGAAGACGUUGACUCUAAGCUAAAGCAUGCUCUAUAUGUCUUUGAAACAGUGCGCAAGCCCAGGGUAGAAGCUGUGCAAGAGGCUAGCUUACACGGCGGCGACUCGUCACAUACGUCUGAUGAAAUGGAACGCAGUGUCCUUUAUGAAGCUCUCAGUCAUUCUCGCGAGGGGGGAGUCUGGCCCCUGGAAGGUGAUGCCAGCAGAGGCGAGUUCGUUCAAAAGACUACACGGACGGGUCAACGGCUUGGUCCAGGGGGCAUCAUUGACAAGGGAACAAGAGACUGGUGUUAUGAUUACGAUGCCGUCGGGGCCGUUCAGGAGUAUUACAAGUCCUCCUCAACUGCAGCAGAAGCUGGAGUCCUUUCGUGA
Trichoderma citrinoviride is the source of this 1398-nucleotide messenger RNA. Its product is annotated as FAD/NAD(P)-binding domain-containing protein. Gene Ontology annotation, biological process: secondary metabolite biosynthetic process. Bases 1 to 1398 code for a protein of 465 amino acids. Gene Ontology annotation, molecular function: FAD binding; monooxygenase activity. The transcript is spliced from 3 exons. NCBI's taxonomy places the organism in Eukaryota, Fungi, Ascomycota, Sordariomycetes, Hypocreales, Hypocreaceae. The record is from RefSeq and is a predicted model, not a curated record.